This is a messenger RNA of Zasmidium cellare ATCC 36951, 1803 nucleotides long. RefSeq lists its product as uncharacterized. Gene Ontology annotation, cellular component: Cdc73/Paf1 complex. Lineage: Eukaryota; Fungi; Ascomycota; Dothideomycetes; Mycosphaerellales; Mycosphaerellaceae. Gene Ontology annotation, molecular function: DNA binding; RNA polymerase II C-terminal domain phosphoserine binding. The record is from RefSeq and is a predicted model, not a curated record. The coding region runs from base 1 to 1803 and encodes 600 amino acids. The transcript is spliced from 3 exons.
AUGGCUGACGGCGGCGAGUCUGAGGACGAGGAAAGCAUUGAUGAUCUCGAUCGCCUGGAGCAGACCGAAUUUCCAGACGAGCGAUCACCGAGCCAAGAGGCAAAAGAGAGUGUAGAGAAGGUAGAAGAGCCCGCUGGAACCCGGAGGGGUGUUGCGCAGAAAGUCAAGUCGCGGGGUCGGAAAAAGCGCAAGCAGGAGAGCGAGGAGGAAGACGGCGAAGCCUCACCAUCGCCUGCCGCAUCGCUCGACGCUGAUGGCAUCGACGAGUCUGAGGGUGAGGCGGAUGUCCCAGCCGAAGAAGACGAUGCUCCGCUGUAUCCGCUCGAAGGCAAAUUCGUGUCCUCAUCCGAUCGCGCCCACGUCAUGUCCUUGCCCGAAAUCGAGCGAGAGAGUAUCCUUGCAGAACGUGCUGAAGAGGUGUCCCGUCGGCAACAAGAUCUCCAACUGAGGAAACAACUCCAGCGCAGCCAAGCGGCCGCCAACAAACACAAGCGCAAGGCCGCUGCUGCAGAGCUUGACGAUGGCACUCGGCGGAGUACGCGACCAAAGACGGAGAAGGCUAGCGCACUGGACAACUACAGACGGGCGCGAGAGCAGAAGGGUGCUGAGCGGAGGGAAUUGGAGUCUGGCCGUGAUCGCAGAGACGAGCGGUCUCCCUCGUCAGCCUCGGACAGAGAUGCUGAUGGUGAGAGCGAAGUUGAGUGGGCGGAACCUACAACAGACCGACGUCGGGAUGAUCCACCUGCGGAGCUCAGGGACUUCGAGCGCACGAGAGUCGGUCGUUCGAACUUCUCCAAAGUCUGCUUCUAUCCAGGAUUCGAGGAUGCCAUUAGGGGCUGCUUUGCGCGUGUGAGCAUUGGUCUGAAUAGGGAGACGGGCCAGAACCAGUAUCGCAUGACGCAGAUCAGAGGCUUCACCGAAGGAAAGCCAUACCAGCUGGAGACAUCUCUUGGCAAGAAAUUCACCACGGACCAAUAUGCCAUUGUCGCUCAUGGUAAAGCUGAGAAGCCCUGGCCAUUCUCUGCUUGCUCGGACAGCAAGUUCACAGACGCCGAAUAUCAGCGAUUCCAGGAGACCUUGACCAAAGACAACAUGCGCCAGCCGUCUCGCAAGUUUCUCUACACCAAGGUUGAUGCCAUCAACGCCCUCAUCGACCAGAAGUUCACCGAGCAGACUCUGCAGGAGAAGUUCGCCAAGCAACGAGCCAUGGAGCAGAAGUACAACCCAGCCCACAUUGCCAAGCAGAAACGCAGUGAUAUUCAGAAACGUCGCGCCGAAGCCGAGGACAACGGCGAUGAAGAAGAGGUGGCGAGAUGUGAUGCAGAACUGCAAGCUUUGGAGAAUAGUGCUUCCAAUGCCAACGGUGCCGUCAAGAUUUCGUCCGGCCCGGCCAAGCCUACCAUGCAACAUGACCGUCUUGCGCAGCUCAACCACAAGAACCGCAGCAAGAACCAGCAGGAAGUGCGCAACGCUCUCAUCGCCGAACGCAACCGAAUCAAGAAGGAGAGAGAAGAGAUUGCGAAAGCCGCGAAAGCAAUGGCAGAAGCGGAAGCCAACGCCGUGGUCAAAGCAGAGAAAAAGGAGACGGCCUUGAAGAAGGCUGCCAUGAAGGAUCUCUUCGGCGAAGGCUCAGACACCAGCCGAGCGGGCACACCUGCGACUGGUGUCGAUACUCCAAAGAAGAAGAGCGGGACCAGCACGCCUCUGAAUGGAGUCAAGGGACCGAUUGGGGCGCUCAAGAAGAAGAACCUCGAGGACGAUGUCAUUGGUGGUCUGGAUCUUGGCAUUGACAUUGAGAUUUGA